AUAGAAAACAACCUAGGAGCUCAGGAAAAGAACAUGUAUAAAAUGCAAAACCGGCAUUGAGUGAGAAUUCCCUCUCCUAUGCUCUAAGGUUGUCAAACAAUGUCGCAAUCGGUGCAUCUCGUCGUCGCCAAGAACAUUGGUUGCGGAAUGCCAGAAGGCAGGUGUCUCCCAUGCUCGGGUGUUUCUGGAAGAACAGCUGCUGCAUAUUCUUGCUCUUCUCUAGGUUAUUACAGAAUUCAUUCACAUGUCAAAAUUAGAGGGUUAAAGUGUGGUUCUGUGGGUGCAUCUUUUGUAUGCGAAGCAAAGAGGAACCCUGAUUUCUCAUGGCAAAACAAGAAUAGGCUCUCCAGAAGCAGGAACAGGAGCAAUGAAGGGAGAGAUGGCUUUGAGAACUUUGAAGAGGACAUGUUAUCUUCGAAAAAUGGACCAUUGGCAUCUCUUUCAACUUCUGGAAAAUACCAGGCUACUGCAGCCCCUGGACCUAGAGAGAAGGAGAUUGUUGAGUUAUUUAGGAAGGUUCAGGCUCGGUUGCGUGAGAGGGCAGCUAUCAAAGAAGAAAAGAAAGUUGAAACCUCCCGAGGACAAGGUAAAGAGAACAGUACUGUAGAUUCCCUUCUCAAACUACUGAAGAAACACUCAGUGGAGCAAGUAAAGAGAAGCAGUGGAGGAGGCAGAGGGAAAGAUUUUAGUUUGGACCAGCUGCAAGAAAGUAACCAAUUCAAUGGUGAACGAAGCACUAAAUUUUCUGAUUUGGGUAGUGCUCCAAAGGAUGAGUCCCUAGAAGCCAACAUCUCUGUAGCUAGGCCUCGAUCAAGUUUCCAAAGAAGGUCUCCUGUUCCUCGUGUUAAGUACCAGCCUGUCUCUAAUAAUGAGGAUGAUAUGAAUGUAGUGCCAAUGAGUAGUGGUGAUGGAGAGAGCGAUCAGGAUCAGAUAGGUUUGAAGCUUGACGACGAGCCAGAGCCUGAUUCUGAACCUGAUCUUGAUCCAAAGGAUGAGCUUUUCUUCCCAGAUAUGGGGAUUGCUGAAUUAUCAGAGGAUGAUUCUCAUGAUUCUGAACAAACCUAUAAUGAUGAGAGUGUGGAGGAGCAGCUAGUGGUUCGACAUGAGGAUUUGAGUGCACUGAAGCUGCCUGAAUUGAGGGCACUUGCAAAGUCUCGUGGCUUAAAAGGGUUCUCAAAAAUGAAGAAGGGCGAGCUCAUGGAGUUGCUAAGUUAGAGCUGAUUUUGAUCGAAUGAUAUACGGGAAGAAAGAAGAACAGACAAAAACACUUGUCAUAGUAAAAUAGAUGUUUCUUUUUCUGUUUUUAGCUUACAUUUUCUAUCUGAUGUUGUUUCUUUGAGAUUUUUUUUUUUAAGCUAGUUCUUCCUAGUUCCAAGUACUUGUGGAGGUUGAGAGUUUGUGGAUCAUUAGAGUAAUCAUGAUAUCUUUACCUUGCUGGAAUUUUAAAUUUGUAGUUGUGUUCCCUUGAUGAGAUCUGUUACACUUACACCCAAGGUAUUGGUAAUCUUUACCAGGCUAGUGCAUUUACCAUAAUUGUACUGUGGUUUUGGU
This is a messenger RNA of Gastrolobium bilobum, 1551 nucleotides long. Its product is annotated as rho-N domain-containing protein 1, chloroplastic-like. Gene Ontology annotation, biological process: DNA-templated transcription termination. The record is from RefSeq and is a predicted model, not a curated record. Lineage: Eukaryota; Viridiplantae; Streptophyta; Magnoliopsida; Fabales; Fabaceae. Bases 100 to 1215 code for a protein of 371 amino acids. The transcript has 2 exons.